Molecule: messenger RNA, 1560 nt
Organism: Colletotrichum chrysophilum
Lineage: Eukaryota; Fungi; Ascomycota; Sordariomycetes; Glomerellales; Glomerellaceae
Exons: 2
Coding region: 1-1560 (519 amino acids)
Biological process (GO): nitrite transport; nitrate transmembrane transport
Cellular component (GO): membrane
Molecular function (GO): nitrate transmembrane transporter activity; nitrite transmembrane transporter activity
Source: RefSeq, a predicted model, not a curated record
AUGGAACUUUCCAUUCUCUGGAGGGCACCUGAGGUGAACCCCAUCAACCGCAAAGCCCGCAGUAUCCCGGUCUUCAACAUCUUCAAUGUAUACGCACGCGCCUUUCACUUCUCGUGGCUUGGCUUCAUGAUUGCCUUCUGGGCCUGGUACACCUUCCCGCCCCUCCUCACAGUCACCAUCAAGAAGGACCUCAACCUGACUACUGCCCAAGUCGCCAACUCAAACAUCGUCUCCCUGGUCGCAACACUCUUCAUGCGCCUCAUUGCCGGCCCCGCGUGCGACCGCUUUGGCUCCCGCAUCGUCUUCGGCUCCCUCCUGCUCAUCGGCAGCAUCCCCAUCGGCCUCGCCCCCCUCGUCAAGGACGCCACGGGCCUCUACAUCAGCCGCUUCUUCAUCGGCGUCCUCGGCGCCACCUUCGUCCCCUGCCAGGUCUGGUGCACCGGCUUCUUCGAUAAAAACGUCGUCGGCACCGCCAACGCCCUGGCAGGCGGCUGGGGCAACGCCGGCGGCGGCAUCACGUACUUCGUCAUGCCCGCCGUCUACGACUCCUUCGUCCACGCGCGGGGCUACUCCCCCGGCCAGGCGUGGCGCCUCACCUUCAUCGUCCCCGUCAUCUGCCUCCUCGCCUGCGGCCUGGGCCUCCUCCUCCUAUGCGAGGACACACCCACCGGGAAGUGGGCUGACCGCCACCUGCACGCCCAGGAGAACCUGCAGUCCCACGGCGUCGUCGACGCGAUCCCUGACGUGGUUGACGUUCCCGGCGGCAUCGCAGACCGCAAGGAAACGGCGGCGGGCUCGAUGGUUUCCGACGAGGAGAAGCGCAGCAACCACAGCAGCAACAAGAACGGGCAGCACGGCGUCCUCGGCGACCACGAGGUGCGCCUCUCCCGCGACGAGAUGGUCGAGACCGCCCGCGGCGACACGGUCGUCAACCCCACCUUCAAAGAAGCAAUGUCCGUCGUCCUCUCCCCGCAGACAAUCUUCCACAUCGCCACCUACGGCUGCUCCUUCGGCGGCGAGCUGGCCGUCAACGCCGUCCUCUCCUCCUACUACCUCAAGAACUUCCCCGCGCUCGGCCAGACCGGCGCCAGCAACUGGGCCGCCAUGUUCGGCUUCCUCAACGUGAUCACCCGCCCGGCCGGCGGCGUCGUCUCGGACCUGCUCUACCGCUACGGCGGCCAGAACCUCUGGCUCAAGAAAGCGUGGAUCACCGUCUGCGGCGUGCUCACCGGCGCGCUGCUGCUGCUCAUCGGCCUGCUGAACCCGCACGACGAGGCGACCAUGUUCGGGCUCAUCUUCCUGAUGGCCGUCUUCCACGAGGCCGGCAACGGCGCCAACUUUGGCUUGAUCCCCCACGUCCACGGCUACGCGAACGGUAUCGUGAGCGGUGUCACGGGCGCCGGCGGCAACCUCGGUGGCGUUAUCUUCGCCAUCAUCUUCCGCUUCAUGGACAACGGCACCAACUACGCAAAGGGGUUCUGGGUCAUUGGGUGCAUCCACAUCGGGGUCAACCUGUUGGUCUCGUGGAUCCAUCCCCUGCCGAAGAGUCAGCGGCACUGA